GCGGCCAUCGGUGGCAAACGUGUGUCUGCCGUACGUCUGAAAUGGUCUGAAAUCGAUAGUUUGUUGAGUGUGAAGUCCGUUCUGUCAGAUUUUGGUGAAGCGGCAGACUUCGGGUCCCGCCCGUGAUAAUCUGUCGCUUUGAAUGUAAAAAGUACACCUUUUAGCCCGCACCUUAGGGGCAUAGCCGACUGAUCAGGGGAAAAAAUAAGUGCACAUGAGAUAAGAUUUAAACGACGAAUAAUCCUUUCGCAUUCGUACCGCUCUGCGCAUCGGCCGAAUAAAAUGAAUACAACCGUCAAACUACCGUUUGGAGCAGCAAUAGUCGGCCCUCGCAAUAAGACCGAUCAUCAGCGCUCGCACCUCGCCUAAUUCACGCUUUCCAUGCCCAGACUUAAAACUGAACAAUGAUAUCAAACGCGACCUCAUUUAAGGUGUAGCUUUUCGAGAAGGCCAUAGGAAUUGUGUCCGAUGCACAGCCGUCUUGCCACAGUAAUUCCUUGUCAAAGUUACAUCAAGCACCGGAAAAACGCUACGAUGUCAGGAGUAUUCGGAUGUCCCAGGGAGGCCGUUCGAGUCAAAGUCAAGAAAUGCGAGGCAAGACAUCAGCCGGAGUACAGAAAAUUCAGCGUAGAUCCGCAAAUAACAUCGAUCGAAGUGCUGCAAAGCAUUUUAAUAAAGGCUUUCGACAUAAAAGGCGAGUUCACCGUGUCCUACCGAGCUAUAGAUGAUUAUGGCUCAGAAACUUAUCUAUUUUUAUUAUCCGACUGGGAUUUAGACGCUGCGUUUAUAAGUGCAUCCGAACCUUAUCUAUAUCUUCAAGUUAAUCUAAAACCAUUCGGGGAAACCGGAGACUGCGAAUGUGAUUGGGAACAAAAUGCUCAAGAAGUUACUGCCAGACAUGACACAGGAUUUCCUUAUCGAACACCCAAGUUGCCUGGUCUCAUCAUGAACAAGAUGGAGAGAACAUUGAACAUGGUACAAAGGGCUCUCGGAAAUUUGGGAGACGAUUCUCAUCAGACAAUCCAGCCGUCCCGACCCCCUCUGACCGAUGCUGAGUUUCGACGCUUUCUAGAUCCCAUAGGACAAGUGACCAGAUCGAAAGAGUUGCGGGCAGUGAUAUAUUUCGGAGGCAUAGAGCCGAGCCUGAGAAAAGUAGUUUGGAAACACAUACUGAAUGUGUAUCCUGAAGGAAUGUCUGGGCGAGAGCGGAUGGACUAUAUGAAAAGAAAGGCCCAGGAAUAUCAGAACUUGAGAGAACGGUGGAGGGGUUUGGUACAAAAGGGUCUGAACGUUGGAGAUUUAGGGUACGUCACGGGGAUGGUCAGGAAGGACGUUCUACGGACCGACAGACAUCACAAGUUCUAUGGUGGGUCCGACGAUAACCAGAAUACCGCGAGCUUGUUCAAUAUCUUAACAACUUACGCACUAAAUCAUCCCACUGUGAGCUACUGCCAAGGAAUGAGCGAUCUAGCUUCACCUUUACUUGUUACUAUGAGGGACGAGGCACAGGCUUACAUAUGCCUCUGCGCUUUGAUGCGGAGAUUGAAGGACAACUUUAUGCUUGAUGGAAUAGCUAUGACAACGAAAUUCGCGCAUUUGGCCGAAGGCCUACAACACUAUGACCCAGACUUUUACGCCUAUUUGAAGUUGCACCAGGCAGACGACUUGCUCUUUUGUUAUCGCUGGUUGCUACUGGAAAUGAAACGAGAAUUCGCUUUAGAAGAUGCCCUGAGAAUGCUGGAAGUUCUCUGGGCUGCUUUACCAGCUUCACCUCCAAACGGCGAACUUUCUCUAGCCGAAGUAUCGUUCCCGCCAGCAUCUCCGCCGCCGAGUCCAAAUGUCAAACAAAUAAGGGAGAAUGCCUACACCAAAGUCUGCGCUAUUAGGCGACAAAGCUCAUCAGCUAGUAUAGCUAGUGGAAAAAGAAGAAAUUUGAGUGCGGAUGAUCCUUCGUUAGAAACGACCAGUGAAAAUGGCGAAUCGAAGAGAUCCGUAUCGCCUUACGAAGCGUUUUCAGAGCCAGAAAACGAUUUGACAUCUGUUAAAAACCGAAAGAAUGUAUCCAGCGAGAAGUAUAUGAGUAUGGACUGCUUGCCAAAUAAAACUAGGCGAAAUAAUUUGUUUGAGUUAAGAGAGAGACUGUCCUUAGUGAACAAAGAAAAGAAUGAUCAAGGUGAAGCUGAGAAAAAAUGCGCAAGAGUUGUGAAAAAUCUCAACGAAUUUUUAAACUUCACAACUUUAAACAAGAGUAAGGUUACUCCCAGUGACGAGAGAGAGUUACGGAGAGUAUCAAGUGAAAGUGGAGUCGUCAAGGUCGUAAGAGAUGAAACGAGCUCGCCUGAUGAUUCGACAGAUUUUUUUCCAAUGACCACUUCCAUGACCAGAGAAUUGAGACUGGAAUUAGAAUCCCUAGAUCGGCAAGUCUUUGGUCCCUCACCUCCAAGUGAACAGCAAUGCGACUGUGUUGUUUCCAAGAGGGAAAGUGAAAUAGUUGAAAGCGAAACUGAAACUGAAGUAGCCAGGUGUAGUCCGGCCACUGACGUAUUUGUCUGGGAAAACCCCCUGCACACUUUACAACAACGGCAUCAUCCGACCACUCCGGAUGAGCAGGCGGAUCUUGAAUACGACGGAGAAAUUCUUGAAGACCAAAAUGGCGUGAAAUCAGUCACACCAAUUAGGCUUUUGAAACGUACUACAAGAUCAGAGUCUGCUUCAGACAGUGAAGGUACAGAUAGCUGGAGACAAAAUGACAAUACAACAGCAUUAGAAGUUGCACCACAGCCAAUUCAAGAGCCCUGCGAAGAGGCAACAGAGCUAACAAACUUAAUACCUGCAGGAACAAGUGAGGACCAAAUGGGCAACAGCCCUCUUCCACCGCCCAACGAAUUUGGAGGUGGAAAUCCAUUCCUCAUGUUCCUGUGCAUAACUUUGCUACUCCAGCACCGUGACUUUGUGAUGCGUAAUCAAAUGGAUUACAAUGAAAUGGCUAUGCAUUUUGACAAGAUGGUGAGACGGCAUAACGUUGCAAGGGUACUGAAUCAAGCAAGGCAAUUGUUCGCCGGUUAUUUGAGGAGACAUUCCGCAGCCGGUCGACAAGACUACGUCAACGUUUAAACGCAAAACUAAUUGAACUUUCAAACUUGCUAUCAACACCAGAAUCAUUACUUGUUGAAUGUUCCUACGCACGUACUUAAUUUCCUUUGUAUUUAUUUAUUUUUUUUACAUUGCGAAUAAUGUAAUUAUUCCACGAAUCAUCAAUUCAAGUUUUUGCUGCCCGAUUUAAGUCGAAAACUUUCAAUCUAUGUAUAAAGCAAAUCCCAUCAAUUCAGAUUUAAUCAUGUAUUUAUCGUAUUUUGAAAAACUUAUGUAUUCAUGCCAAUUACAUAAUCAAUGUAAGUAAUUUUAAUUAUUUAAAAAUACAUAUUACUGCUAGCUUGUCGCUAGGGAUAAAAUUUUACAUUAAGUUUGUAAAAUAUUGAGAAAUAGAGAUGUUCUCACUUUAUCUUGGAAAAAAAAAAAAGAAAAAUGUGCUUACCAACAGACAAUAAAGUGCAUUUAGUUUUAUUCGAGAAUACCUUACGAUAUCCAAUGUCUAUAAUGUAUAUACUUUUUGAACUUAAUUUUCUGUGCUAUAAAAUAAAGAAAUUUAAAAAAAAACGGGUUUUUGUCAGUUUAUGGCCGCAAGUUAUAAAACAAGUCAAUGUUAUUGGCAAUAAAUCAGUCCGUAUAUUUUUCAAGUUAUAUAGAACAACUUCAAAUUUUAUGAUUUAUUUUACAUUAUACUAUUAUUACAGCUAGCAUAAAUAAUAUGUUCUCAACUGAUGAUUCUUCCAGAUGUACAUGUUAAUAAACUACGCUCAUCUCAUCAUUCCAACUUUCGUUGCAAACCAUACAAAAGAAUUCAAUAUAUCACGUGUAGAUUUCUCCCGCACAACCUUCCAUAAUUUAUUUCUUCCUGUUACCUCCGCCAGCCAAGAUUGAUAAAA
Neodiprion fabricii is the source of this 3986-nucleotide messenger RNA. RefSeq names its product TBC1 domain family member 25. Gene Ontology annotation, molecular function: GTPase activator activity. The record is from RefSeq and is a predicted model, not a curated record. The transcript has 9 exons. The coding region runs from base 469 to 3114 and encodes 881 amino acids. Lineage: Eukaryota; Metazoa; Arthropoda; Insecta; Hymenoptera; Diprionidae. Gene Ontology annotation, cellular component: autophagosome. Gene Ontology annotation, biological process: activation of GTPase activity; regulation of autophagosome maturation.